UAAAAACAAAUGAAUGGGAAAAUAAAUAUGUUAGAGGGCAAAGUAAUUAAUACUAGUAAUAUGACGUUAAAUGACGAAUACAAUAAGGAAUUGAACAUCAGCGUGUGGUCAAUAGAACAAUGUGUAGCGGCACAACUUAUUAACAGAUCUACAGCAGAACAUUUUGACAAUGUCGUCCAUAUUUACAACGAUUCCAAUAUUUUAUGCUUAGAACAUGCACCUACCUUAACAAAUAUCACAAUUAUGAAGGCUAGUAUACUUUCAGUACUGGCUGCAUUGUCAUUCUUUGGCAAUAUAGUAACUCUAAUUAGUGUUAGAAGAGGAAAUCAAAAUAGAGGACGUACUAGACCGUCUUGUACCGCAAUAUAUCGUUUAAUAUUUCAACUUAGCAUAGCUGAUUUAUUUGUUACGGUGUUUUGUUUAGCGGGUGAAGCCGCUUGGUCAUUAUCAGUACAAUGGUACGCCGGUAAUGUAACCUGCAAGAUGUUUAAAUUUUCUCAAAUGUUUGCUCUACAUUUGAGCACAUUUAUUCUGGUUCUAAUUGGCGUGGACCGAUGGCUGGCCGUCAAAUAUCCUAUGAAGAGUUUAGCUACAGCGUCUCGGAGUUCUAAAUUGAUAAUCAUCGCUUGGAUCCUAAGUUUUAUACUUAGUGUGCCUCAGGCAAUUAUUUUUCGAGUUGCAAGAGGACCUUUUAUUGAGGAAUUUCAUCAAUGUGUAACACACGGAUUCUACACGGAGCGAUGGCAGGAGCAAACUUACACGACUUUAUCACUUGUAUUUAUGUUCAUCAUACCUUUGAUAAUUCUGAUCUCUACUUAUAUAUCUACAGUACGAACUAUAGAGGGGAGCAAAAGGAUAUUUGAAAUAGGUUGCAAGAGACAUGAAAUACUUUCAAAUUUAGAUGUUAACAGAACGAAGCUAAUUGACAGAGCUAAAAUGAAAUCUUUGCGAAUGUCUAUCGUCAUAGUGACAGCAUUCGCGAUUUGGUGGACACCUUACUACAUAAUGAUGAUUUUAUUCACUUUCUGGAAUCCUGAGAAAAAUUUGGGCGAAAACCUUUUGUCUGGAAUCUUUUUCUUUGGCAUGUCAAACAGUCUCGUUAAUCCCGUUAUCUAUGGAGCUUUCCAUUUAUGGCCGAAAAAGAAACGUUCCAAUCAAAGCGAUAAGGAAUCAGGUGGACAACACGCGUCUUUCCUUCGACGCUGGGAUCAGAACUCAUCGGUCAAGCAGACCACUUUGAGGUCAAUAAGAUCCUCCACCAAAAAUUCCAACGGGCAAAAUGUUACUUUUCUCUAA
Papilio xuthus (Asian swallowtail) is the source of this 1296-nucleotide messenger RNA. RefSeq names its product neuropeptide receptor A21 (gene NGR-A21). Gene Ontology annotation, cellular component: plasma membrane. The transcript is spliced from 5 exons. NCBI's taxonomy places the organism in Eukaryota, Metazoa, Arthropoda, Insecta, Lepidoptera, Papilionidae. The coding region runs from base 10 to 1296 and encodes 428 amino acids. Gene Ontology annotation, molecular function: corazonin receptor activity. The record is from RefSeq and is a predicted model, not a curated record. Gene Ontology annotation, biological process: neuropeptide signaling pathway.